Molecule: messenger RNA, 2760 nt
Organism: Syngnathus acus (greater pipefish)
Lineage: Eukaryota; Metazoa; Chordata; Actinopteri; Syngnathiformes; Syngnathidae
Gene: piwil1
Product: piwi-like RNA-mediated gene silencing 1
Exons: 20
Coding region: 1-2571 (856 amino acids)
Biological process (GO): regulatory ncRNA-mediated gene silencing
Cellular component (GO): P granule
Molecular function (GO): piRNA binding; protein binding
Source: RefSeq, a predicted model, not a curated record
AUGCCCAUUCGCGGACGCUCGCGAGCAAGAGGCCGAGCACGUGGUCAGGAUCCUGGACCGCCUGGGGUAAGUCAAACUCUGUCCAGAGAACCUGCACCAGAUGUUGAAACAAAACAAGUAGGUGGUUUGGUUGGUCGAGGGAGGCAGAAGAAAGCUCUGGUACCUUUUACUGAAGAAGCUGCUCUGGAGAUCUCAGCUGGAUUUCGCCAGGUGAAGCUAGGAGAAAGAGGUGGACGUAGAAGCGAUUUUCAUGAUGGCGGCAUUAACACCAGGCUGACGAUGGAGCAUGUCAAAACGUCAAAGUCUGGAUCAAGUGGCUCGGCUAUUCAGUUGUCGGCCAAUUUCUAUCGCAUUGUGUCCCGUCCUCAAUGGGUCCUCUACCAAUACCAUGUGGACUUCAAUCCGCCAAUGGAGGCCCGUCGCCUUAGAACAGCCCUCCUAUUGCAGCAUGAGCAAGUCCUGGGCUCUGCUCACUGCUUUGAUGGAGCAGUCCUGUUUCUGCCUCAAAGACUUGAUGACAAGGUCACUGCGCUGCAUAGCAGGACAAGAAAUGGAGAGGACGUGCAAAUAACGGUCACGCUGACGAAUGAGCUACCUCCAACAUCACCAGUGUGCCUGCAGUUGUACAACAUUAUUUUUAGAAGGAUUUUGAGAAUCCUUGGCAUGCAACAGGUUGGACGCAAUUAUUACAACCCCAAAGAUCCACUCAACAUCUCGCAGCACAGACUGACUAUAUGGCCAGGCUAUACCACAGCCAUCUUGCAGUACGAGUCGUCCGUCAUGCUGUGCACCGACGUGAGCCACAAGGUGCUGCGUAGUGAGACUGUGCUCGACUUUAUGGAGAACCUGAGGCAGAAGUGUGGAUCACAGAACUUCAGUGAUAUCUGUGCCAAGGAGCUUGUUGGACUUAUUGUUCUCACAAAAUACAACAACAAAACCUACAGGAUUGACGAUAUUGCUUGGGAUCAAACGCCCUUCAACACAUUCAAGAGAGGGGACAAAGAUACCUCCUUCAAGGACUACUACAAAAAUCAAUACGGCCUGGAAAUCACUGACUGCAAUCAAGUUCUCUUGGUCAGCCACGUGAAGAGAGUUGCUCCAGGUCAAACUCCUGCUGGACCAGCUUUGCUUAUCCCAGAACUGUGCUACUUUACAGGCCUCACUGACAAGAUGCGAGCAGACUACACAAUCAUGAAGGAUCUCAGCGCGCACACCAAACUGGGACCAGAACAGAGAGCAGAACGCCUUCUCAGAUUUUCUUCCACCUUGAACAACGAUACUGAAGCAUCGGGAGAGUUGACCAAGUGGGGACUAAACUUUGACAAGCAGCUCCUGAAACUGACUGGCAGAGUCCUCCCACCAGAGAGGCUUUUCCAGCAAUCAAGAUCGUAUGGUUACAACCCCCGAACAGCUGACUGGUCGAAAGAGAUGCGUGGGUUACCUGUGAUUCACUCGCCACCUCUGCAAAAUUGGCUGCUGCUUUACGCUCGACAGAAGAGCAGAGAAGCUCAAGGCCUCCUGGAGACUCUGUAUAAAGUUGCAGCUCCACUUAAGAUCUCCUUACAAAAAGCUGUCAUGAUUGAAUAUGAAGAUCAUCCGGAGUCUUUGCUGCGAACCCUGCAGCAUAAUGUCCGAGCUGAGACACAGAUGGUGGUGGUGAUCCUCAGCAGCAACAGGAAGGACAAAUACGACUGCGUUAAGAAAUAUCUCUGUGUGGAUUGCCCCACUCCCAGCCAAUGUGUUGUGGCCCGCACCAUCAGCCGACCUCAAGCCCUCAUGACAAUUGCGACCAAGAUUGUGUUGCAGAUGGCCUGCAAGAUUGGAGGAGAGCUUUGGAGUGUGGAAAUACCUCUGAAGCAACUGAUGGUUGUGGGUGUGGAUUGCUACCACGAUAUUGCUGCUGGGAAAAGGUCCAUCGGUGCUCUGGUGGCUAGCCUCAAUCAGAACAUGACCAGAUGGUACUCUAAAGUCAAACUGCAAAGCCGAGGUCAAGAAAUUAUGGAUGGACUGAAGAUGGCCUUUGCUGGUGCGCUCAAAGACUACUACAAAUUCAAUAAAUGCUUUCCAUCCCGCAUCGUUGUGUACCGUGAUGGAGUGGGGGACGGCCAGCUGCACACUAUAGUCAACUACGAGGUGGCCCAGAUUGUCGAAUCCAUCAAGUCCAUCGGCCAAGACUACAUGCCCAAGCUGAGCGUGGUGGUGGUGAAAAAGCGCAUCAACUGCCGGCUCUUUGAGCACAGCAAUGGAAAGGUCUUAAACCCACCUCCAGGGACAGUCGUCGACUCCGAAGUCACACGUCCGGAGUGGUACGAUUUCUACAUCAUUAGCCAGGCUGUCACCUUUGGAAGUGUCUCUCCUACCCACUACAACGUUGUGUACGACACAAGUGGACUGAAACCUGACCAUAUGCAGCGGCUCACCUACAAGCUGUGCCACAUGUACUACAAUUGGCAGGGGAUCAUCGCAGUCCCUGCACCUUGCCAGUAUGCCCACAAAUUGGCCUUCCUUGUUGGUCAAAGCCUCCACAAGGAGCCCAACGUGGAGCUGGACGACCUCCUCUUUUAUCUCUAGGGAGGAAGCAGCCCUGUUUGGCUGUUUUCUUAUGUUAUCUGUUUUGUUGUUCUCUUUGUUUGAAAUAAAGAUCUAGCAAUCAAUCAAUUGCAUGCUAUUUGUAACCUCGAGGCCUUUGGUCCGUUCUAAAUAGAGAAUUUGUACUUUGAAAGAAUACGUUCAGUGUGAUAGAGCAAGACAGGAGUGGAC